Megalopta genalis is the source of this 1863-nucleotide messenger RNA. RefSeq names its product MOB kinase activator 3 (gene Mob3). The record is from RefSeq and is a predicted model, not a curated record. NCBI's taxonomy places the organism in Eukaryota, Metazoa, Arthropoda, Insecta, Hymenoptera, Halictidae.
UAUACAAUUUAGAAUCGUCGAAGUAAUGAUGAAACGGAAACGAUAAGAUUAAUUUGAUUUAACUUAUGUAGUAGUGUACAUAUGCUUGCACAAAGUUACAGUAUGAAUCAUAUGUUAUUAUGUAAUAGUUANCCAGUUUCAAGAGGAAAGGAACAUAGAUAGUAUUUGAUGCCCUAAACGACAUUCAAUUUUUUACUUUUGCGCAUCAAACUGCCUAUUCAUGUAAUAAGCUAUUUGUGUAAAAGAAAAUAUAAUAGUCUUACUCAAAAAGUACUUCUCCUAAGUUAAGUGUAUGAUUAUUUUUAUUAAAGAUGUUCACGUACAGUCAUUGUUAUUUUCACCCACCCAUUGUCUCGUAAUCUAUAAACAAUAAUCGUUUUAUAUGUUUUAUUUAAUUAUUUGUAAUAUUUAUGUCAGUUCUUUUUUUACAUUUGCUUGCGACAAUAAUAUGCAAUUGCCUGUGUUUGUUUCGUUUGGUUUCAUUUGAAACAGUCAGGUAAAUAUUAAAAGAGUGCCGAUAAAGUGUUCACAUACACUGUACGUCUGUAUGUAAUAUGCGAAUGAACAAAAACAGAAAUUUUUGAAAGUACAAUCGUGCACCAAUUCCGGUGCAAACCAGACUUAUCUACUGUCCAAGGUGGAUGAGAAUAAAAAGAACAUUCGAAUGAUAAGUAAAAAUUUAUUUAUUAAAAAUCGUGAGCUGUGACAAGAGUACUAAAAUGAAAAGACACGGUAAACAUUUAAAGAGGGUGGGAGUGAUUUUUGGUUUGUAACAUAUGUAGAUAUAGACAUAGACCGAAAUAGGUUCGCUCUGCCGGUUACCUCGGUAUUUGUGUAUUAUUCGCCAGUUCCGCGUAAGUGUAACUUGAAUCGCAAUGACUGCAUUAAGCGGAUUUAUGGAGUUCUUUCAAAAAGGAAAGACAUUUAGACCAAAGAAGAAAUUUGCACACGGAACGUUGCGAUAUUCUUUGCACAAACAAGCACAAGCUUCACUUAAUUCUGGGAUUAAUUUAAGGUCUGUUGUGAAACUACCACCUGGGGAGGAUCUUAAUGAUUGGAUCGCUGUUCAUGUGGUAGACUUCUUUAAUAGAAUAAAUCUAAUAUAUGGUACUAUUUCUGAAUACUGUGAUUCUGCAUCUUGUCCCACCAUGAGUGGUGGUGCUCGGUUUGAAUAUUUAUGGGCAGAUGGUGAAAAAUAUAAAAAGCCUACUGCAUUGCCAGCACCACAAUAUGUUAGCCUCCUUAUGGAUUGGAUAGAAGCACAAAUUAAUAAUGAAAACAUAUUUCCAGUUUCAACAGAUGUACCAUUUCCGAAAACGUUUGUACCUUUGUGUAGAAAAAUUUUAACACGAUUAUUUAGAGUGUUUGUUCAUGUCUAUAUACAUCAUUUUGAUCGUAUUGUGGCUAUUGGAGCAGAAGCACAUGUAAAUACAUGCUAUAAACACUUUUACUAUUUUGUAACAGAAUUUGAAUUAAUAAAUACAAAAGAACUAGAGCCACUGGCUGAAAUGACUGCCAAAGUUUGUAAGGAUACAUCGCCAACGCAGACACCAUCGCAUAAUCCUAGGUAGUCGCGAAACUUAAGAAAAUAUAAGUAACCGAAUUAAAGAGAGGUAAAAUUCUUUCAAUAUAAGUACAAAGAUGAGAGCUCUCUUUUCCUAGCAUUUUGUAAAAAUAACCUGGAAAAAUUGGUUACUAUCCGGAUAAAACAAAAUAUUAGUAUACAAUUUAGUAUUAUAAAUAAGUAUUACAAUUUUGGUAAUUAUUCUUAUUAGAAUUUACUAAGUCAGGCAUGAAUCUCAUUAGAAAGCUCUAACGUGUAACGUUUCAAUUCAUAAUCCAAUAAUAAUGAUGUCAACGGAG